GACACCAGGCUGGGACAGUGAACUGAGAGCAAAGCUGUCCCCUUGUCUGCUCAACACAGAUGUUUUCCACAGGGGGCGAGAUGGGUAUCUAAUGCCAGUGAUGGCUUGGGGGGUAGUGGGGGAGACCUUCCAGGUAUAGACCUUCCUCCUACCUGCAGCUUGGGGCCAGGAAGCGAUCAAGAGAUUGUCCCUGACCUCUGAGUUGGGAAUGGGAGGUGUUGUGGGUGGUCAGGCACUGCCAGCUUACAAAUCCCUUCCCCUCGCCAGGAACCCUGAGUGCCGCUAUGUGGCCAGUAGCUCCAAGGAUGGCAGUGUGCGGGUCUGGGACACAACUGCAGGCCGCUGUGAGCGCAUCCUUACCGGACACACACAGUCUGUCACCUGUCUCCGGUGGGGAGGGGAUGGGCUUCUGUACUCCGCCUCCCAGGACCGUACCAUCAAAGUCUGGAGGGCCCAUGACGGCGUGCUGUGCCGGACUCUUCAAGGCCACGGCCACUGGGUGAACACCAUGGCACUCAGCACUGACUAUGCCCUGCGCACGGGGGCCUUUGAGCCCGCUGAGGCCACAGUUAAUGCCCAAGACCUGCGGGGGUCCUUGCAGGAGCUGAAGGAGAGAGCGCUGAGCCGGUACAACCUGGUGCGGGGCCAAGGCCCAGAGAGGCUGACAUCUGGCUCAGACGACUUCACCUUAUUCCUAUGGUCCCCAGCAGAGGACAAGAAGCCCCUCGCUCGGAUGACAGGACACCAAGCCCUCAUCAACCAGGUGCUCUUCUCUCCUGACUCUCGCAUCGUGGCCAGUGCCUCCUUUGACAAGUCCAUCAAGCUGUGGGAUGGCAGGACGGGCAAGUACCUGGCUUCUCUGCGUGGUCAUGUGGCUGCCGUGUACCAGAUUGCAUGGUCAGCUGACAGCCGGCUCCUGGUUAGUGGCAGCAGUGACAGCACCUUGAAGGUGUGGGAUGUGAAGGCACAGAAGCUGGCCACAGACCUGCCAGGCCAUGCCGAUGAGGUAUAUGCUGUCGACUGGAGUCCAGAUGGCCAGAGAGUGGCAAGUGGUGGGAAGGACAAGUGCCUACGGAUAUGGAGAAGAUGAAGAGCUGACAGUUCUCUGAACCCCACUUGGACUUGGGCCCCUGCCAGAAAACAAAGACUGGGUGGCUCACCUCACCUUCCUCACCAGCAGUGACCAGAAGAUGUGGACACCGUUGGAGUCUCCCCACAGGUUCCUACCUGUGGCCUGGAGGUGCAGAAGAUUAUUGCUGAACUCAGCCAUGGGCACCACUCUGUCCCUUGCUUGUGUCGGCAGCAGUGGGGAGGCCAGGCUCCAGGCACAGCCUCCACUGUACCCCUGCCUCCUUUUCCAAAUGUCAGUUCUGUUUGGGCUCAGACCCCAGGUUCUGUGGCCAAAUAAAUAACUUCUAUUUGUGUUUGAGUUACAAUUCUAUGUAAAAGCCCAGGGCUCAGCCAAGGACUGCUAAAUCUGUCUGUCUCUCCAGUGCACUGGAUGACAGCAACCUGUACUGACCAGGAAGUUACCUUUCCCUCCACAUGGGCCUCUUUAUAUGAACCAGAAUCAUAUACAGCUAGAGAGCAGUU
Castor canadensis (American beaver) is the source of this 1593-nucleotide messenger RNA. RefSeq names its product notchless homolog 1 (gene Nle1). Gene Ontology annotation, molecular function: protein binding. Gene Ontology annotation, biological process: Notch signaling pathway; ribosomal large subunit assembly. The record is from RefSeq and is a predicted model, not a curated record. NCBI's taxonomy places the organism in Eukaryota, Metazoa, Chordata, Mammalia, Rodentia, Castoridae. Gene Ontology annotation, cellular component: nucleolus.